UCUGCCCAAGCAGCAAGGAAGGAGUGCUUGUUUUUUUUUUUUCCUCUUUCUCCUCUGGAAUUUGUUUUUUCCUGCUCCUGAGCAUUUUAUUGACAGAGAAGAACGUGAAGCUGAUCACAAAUUGCAAGUCUGCAUUAUUUUCUGAUACUUGGGAGGUUUCACUUUGGCUCAGACCUGUUUCUUGCACUGGUACAGGAAGUUCUGUCACUAACUGUGUAAGCCGCAGCUCCAAGUCUGUGAGAGAGAGAGACAGACGAGGAGGAAACGAAAGAGAAGAAUAGGGACUGUUUCCAAGACAACGGGUUCUGUCUGAUUGUUCACGCUGGGGAAAGAAAAAUCUGCGUGCCGAUCCUUCCCCUCACAACCUCUGACCCCAAACGCACGCCGGUGGAGAGGCCAGUGCUGCAUCAGAGCUCCCAUAAUGCACCUGAAGACCAUGAAGUGCGACCGCUUCUGUCUGAUUGCCUCACUGGAGAGCCAGGAAGUGUUCAGCAAGCCUGAAGCUCGGGCCAGCUUCGAGGCGCUGUUCCGCGCUUUCGACAGCAGCGCCACCUUCCAGUUCUUCAAGAGCUUCCGUCGCGUGCGCAUCAACUUCACCGACGCCCUGGCUGCCGCCGAGGCCCGGGUGCGGCUGCACAAGAGCGACUUCAACGGCAAGGAGAUGCGGCUGUACUUCGCCCAGUCGGUACACAUCGGAAGCCCUCGUCUGGAGCCGCCCAAGCCUGACAAGCAGUUCCUGAUCUCGCCCCCCGCCUCCCCUCCUGUGGGCUGGGAGCAGGCGCAGGACGCCACGCCUGUCAUCAACUAUGACCUGCUGUGUGCCAUCUCCAAGCUGGGGCCAGGGGAGAAGUACGAGCUCCACACGGGCACCACCACCACCCCCAGCGUGGUCGUGCACGUGUGCGAGAGCGACCAGGAGAGCUCCGGCGGCGAGGAGGAGGAGGGGGGCAAGCGGCCCCGCCCCAAAAUCAUCCAGACGCGCCGCCCGGAGUUCACCCCCGCGGUCCUGCAGUGAGCCGCCGCCCAGCCCCCCGCGGCGCUUCUCUUCGUCACCGCAACGGCGUUGGCCCCACCAGGACACGCGGUCUGUCAUCCUCGCCCACCAGGGGGAGCCCUGGAGCCCUGAGUUCAGCCAGGAACGGGGCCGGCUCUCCUCACCUCCAGUGUCUCCCUCGGGCUCUUAGUUUUCCUUUUGUGUUUCAGCGACGGGAGCGGAGAUCGCGGCAGCGAGAGGAAGGCUCCUCACUUUGAAAUCUUGACUGUCUGCUUUUGCUCACGCUUUUUUUUUUUGUUUCUCGCAUGAACACUGUGGUUGGGGGCUGAGGAACUGACACAGAGGAGGGCAGUGAGCUGUGGUGUGUGUGUGUGUGUGCGUGUGUGUGUG
Megalops cyprinoides (Indo-Pacific tarpon) is the source of this 1384-nucleotide messenger RNA. RefSeq names its product regulator of calcineurin 1a (gene rcan1a). The record is from RefSeq and is a predicted model, not a curated record. Gene Ontology annotation, cellular component: nucleus; cytoplasm. The transcript has 4 exons. Bases 422 to 1015 code for a protein of 197 amino acids. Gene Ontology annotation, biological process: calcium-mediated signaling. Lineage: Eukaryota; Metazoa; Chordata; Actinopteri; Elopiformes; Megalopidae. Gene Ontology annotation, molecular function: nucleic acid binding; calcium-dependent protein serine/threonine phosphatase regulator activity.